This is a messenger RNA of Onthophagus taurus, 1144 nucleotides long. Its product is annotated as trimeric intracellular cation channel type 1B.1. Gene Ontology annotation, cellular component: membrane. Gene Ontology annotation, molecular function: potassium channel activity; identical protein binding. Gene Ontology annotation, biological process: potassium ion transmembrane transport. Lineage: Eukaryota; Metazoa; Arthropoda; Insecta; Coleoptera; Scarabaeidae. The record is from RefSeq and is a predicted model, not a curated record.
GGAAUUACAAAUAUAGCAUCAGGGAGUAGAAAUACCGGGACCGCGGCAGCGUUUCGGGACGCUCAGUUGAAACGACGACGGGCGUCGAGCCGCACUUUCACGUUUUUGGGACGUCUCUUGCGGACGGAACGGCCCGAAAAUGGACCCGGAGGCCUUCCUCGACAUCGCCAACCAAGUGGUGAAACUGAAGAUGUUCCCCUAUUUUGACGUGGCGCAUUGCACGUUAUGCGCCCUCGCCGUCCGUGAAGAUCUGGGAAGCGGUGCACAAGCAUUUUCAAGAAAGCACCCGUUAGCUUGUUGGUUAUCAUAUAUGUUGGUAGUAUUUGCUGGAGGAAUGGUAGCAAGUGGUUUAUUAGGAGAACCAAUUUUAUCUCCACUCAAAAAUACUCCUCAAGUUAUGGUGGCAACAUUAGUUUGGUACGUCAUCUUUUAUACUCCCAUCGAUAUAGGGUACAAAAUAGGCAAGUUCUUGCCAGUAAAACUCGUGUGUUCAGCAAUGAAGGAAAUUUAUAGAUGCAAAAAAGUAUACGAUGGCGUUAGCCACGCUGCAAAAAUUUAUCCUAAUGCAUACUUAAUCAUGAUUCUUAUCGGAACGGUUAAAGGAAAUGGAGCGGGAUUUGUUAGGUUGCUCGAACGAUUGAUUAGAGGAGUUUGGACGCCCACUGCAAUGGAAUUUAUGCAACCAUCUUUUUACACAAAAUCUUGUAUUCUUGCCUCGAUUAUCUUUAUCUUGGACAAAAAGACUGAGCUGAUAUCGGCACCUCAUGCUUUGGUAUAUUUCGGCAUCGUCAUAUUCUUCGUCUACUUCAAAUUGUCUUCCAUACUAUUAGGAAUACACGACCCAUUCGUGCCAUUUGAAAAUCUUGUUUGCGCUCUAUUCUUUGGAGGAAUUUGGGAUUCGUUGGCCAGGAUUUUUGGUCGCGGACAAAUUAAGGAAGGAGAAACCAAAGAUGUCAAGAAAACUAAUUAAGUACUAUCAAAAAGCGACUUUCAGAGAAAAUCUCGGUUUUGUGUGGUAAUCGAAAUUUUCUCCUGUCGGAAUCGCAAAAACGCUAAAUCUUGUACAGCCAUCGCAUUUGGUCGCAAUAAUUUUUAAUUUAAGUUAUCGUACCGAUAAUUUUCGAAAUAAAUAAAAAAAUCGAUA